CUCAGUUUCCCCAGCAGGGCUGCCUUGCCACACAGGGGAGCCUGGAUGUCUGAAGAGCAGCGACAGAUGGGCCAAUAUUGACAUUAGCUCUCAGCCCGAAGAAGCCAGCUGGUGCCCAGGUAACCAUGGCUACAAUUACGCAGAGAAACAUCAGGCUUACACUGUUGCUAUCACUGCGUUCGAGUGGCUCCCGCAUCAUCGCGUGUAAGAGGGGCCCGAGGCGCGGCCGAGAGCUGGUAACCAAGGGGAUGUGAGCCGGCGAGAAGAAUCAGCCCCUGCGAAGGGAGCGUCACAGUUCGAGGUCACUGCACCUGCCUUCCCCCUCCAUGAGCCAUGUUUUUCUCCCUCCCGGCUACACAGUCCCCUGGCUACUGGGGCUACGCCCAGACGACCUCCCCGGCCCAGCGCCUGCGCUCUGCUUCUUCUCUGGAGGCUGCAGCCGGAGGAAUUGCCACAGCGCCAAGUGCCCAGCCAGCUGCUUCUGAGCAAGCCCCGUGCGGAGAUGGGGAAACUGAGGCACAGAGGCGGACAUGCUGCAUCUGAGGUGCACAGAGGGUGCGUGGCAGAACAAGGAUUCGAACCCAGGACUCCUGAGUCCCAGCCAUUAAUCACUAGGCACCGUUCCCUGCUGCCCGCAACAGCCCUGAAGGCUUGCCUCAUCCAUUGGCUACACCUUCCCAUUCUGUUCAUAGGAAAAGUGCAGUCGGCACCAGACGUGGUAGCUCAUUUCAGGGGGGACGUCACCCUGAGAUGCCUCUUCCUGUCCCAGCCCGGCAUGAACCUCCAGCGUCUAACCGUCACCUGGCAGAAGGAGCAGGUGGGGGCAGAGGCCUUGGUGGUUCAUAGUUAUUAUUACGGGAGGGAGCAGCUGGAGAAACAGGACAAGGCUUAUAGGAACCGGACCCGGCUGGAACCAGAGGAGCUGGCCCGGGGGAAUGCGUCCCUGACGCUGAGGGACAUCCACAUGCAGGACGAGGGCGUCUAUCAGUGCCACAUCACCACGGAGCUGGGCACGACGUCUGAACUCUGGAAGCUGAGAGUGGGAGCCCUGUUCAGCGAGCCCCAGCUGACCUUCAGCCUCUCCAGUGCUGGGGUCAUGCUGACUGUCCACACAUGGGGCGGGUACCCCGCAGCCACAGUGCGGUGGCUGGACGAGGCGGGCAGGGACGUCACAGCAGAGGGCGCCACGGAGCAGCAGGUGGAUGAACAGGGGCUCUACCACAUCACCAGCUGGGUCACGGUGCCACCUGUGACCCACAGCGCGAGGCUGACCUUCGUGUUAACCCCUCAUGUGCUGGGGGCACCAAUCACCCGGCCACUGAGCCUGCAGCUGAGCCCAGGACUCCUGGGUCCCCCGGCCUCCUGCCUUGGGGUCCGCCUGGCUGUCAUCUGUGCCGCCUGCCUCUUCAUCGUCCUGCUGGCCGUUGCAUUUCUCUACCAUCUCCGCCAGGGCCCGGCUGGAUCCCACUCCUGGAGGAAGGCUGAGAAGGAGGAGGAGCAGAAAGAGAUCUCUUGUCCUAUCUCAGCCAGCCCCAGCUCAGAACAAACCUGCCCCGCUGGCCACGAGCAGCCGGCCGGGGCCGAGCCCUAGGGAUCGGCUGGGGCCGAGCCGGAGCCACCAGGAGCAAGAUCUAGCACCACCCGGGCUCUGUCAUCUCCCGGCAACCAAGCCCCAGAGGACCUAGGACAACCCCUGCUGCCCCGGCUCCGCCAUCUGGCCUCCGCCUGGUGCCCUUGACCUUGGCCAAGAGCUGGGAGACCCGCCUCAUCCUCUAGCAGCAUCACCGAGGGGUCUCCGGCCUUCACCUCCCACACUGAGAAUCAGGCUCCAUCCGCGGCCUCAGUUUUUCAUCCAGGGCCCCCGACGUGACGUGCCCUCCCCUGCCCCCGGCAACACCCCCCCGGGAAUGGAGAGGCAGCUGCAGCCCCUGCCCCAGGCAUGAGAUGGGUGAAUGAGCCCAGCUGGGCUGCAGCAGAGCCACUGGACCAGCCGGCCCGCGGAGUGGCAGACUGGGGCCAGGGUUCUGCAUGUCAGCCCACUGGCCAGUCCGUGGCUGCCCAACGCUUGCGCCCGCAGCUGUGAUCACUCCUCUGCCUGCCUUGGUCCUGCCCUGCUCCAGCCCGGCUUCUGACCCCUGGCUCCGGUUAUUGGCUUGGCUCUGGCUUUUAAUCUUGGCGGAUUCCUAGUUGCAGCAUUGGCCUGUGGCUCUGGCUUAGACCUGGCUCUAACCACUAGAUCAGAUGGCCCAGACUAACCACCGCCUGGCACUGGUGCAAUCUCUUCUCUAGCUGUCCCUCUUUAGCCCCCUCCCCCACACAUACCGCCCCUUCUUCAUCAGCCGUCCUAUUCCCUGCUGCAUUCUCCUCCUGGGACCGGAUCAGCCCGCUGUCCUCUUGUCUUGCAUCGUGUACAGGUUCCUAUACCACCCUCAUCACUGCACAGCUGAGUGCCUGCCAGGUCGGGCACCACCCACCGCGAUUAUGCAUCCGCCACGUGCUGUUUGUUCUCUCAGCCUCUCCCCGGAUGGAGAAGUCAGUGCACAGGAGGCUCUUGUUUUGGUAGGGUUCCCUUUUCGGUUACUAGAAAUAGACCCUGUUGCUGUAUGUUUAUGUUGGAGAAGGCAGGCCCAAGAGUCUUUGGCGCAGUCAGCAGUCAGGUUUCUAAUGAGCCUUGGUUCCUGUGGCAGGUAGUUCCGCAGUCUCGGACCACGCUUGAAGAAGGUUCUUGCUCCUGAACAGACCAGCUUUACUCCUAUGGUUGAGAAUUUCACAGGCCAGAGCUGUCGACCACAGUCUGUUCCCCCGAGCUUUACAUGGGCCAUGGGAUAGGCUGGGCCUAGGCCAUGAAGCGCUGUGAAGAUAACGACCGGUCACUAUCCGGCAGGAAGCCAGCGUAGAGAGCGGAGCAGAGGUGGGAUGUGCUCGCGACGGCUUGCACGGCUGAGAUGUGCUGCAGCAUUUGGCCCUUGUCAGAGUCCCUGCGUGCUGGAGGCUUCCCGCCCGGCCCCAUCGCGUUGCUGUCGUCUAGCCGGGAGGUGCCGAAGGCGCGAAGCACAGGUCAUCCCCCGCCAGGACGGAUGGAGUCUCCUAGCCAGCCAGAGAUGACAGAAAGCGCCGUGCGCAGCCCUUGGGAUGUGAGAGUCCAGCAUCAGCGAGGAAUCCUGGGGCACUCCUGGACUAUGGGCCGGACUGGCCGGUGGGGGACGUGAACUUCAAUCAAAGGCAGCUGCUCCGGGGCUGCGAACAUCCCCGAGUGCUCUCCUCUGCCCGCCUUGCUCAGGGUUCAGCGCCAGCCAGCUGCUCCCUUCCCAGAGCUGAUCUCGCCUGUCACGGGGCAAUUGCGGGGGGGGGUGGGGCGUCUGUGGGCAAGGACAGGUCGAGCUGGGGGGGUCACCCGCUGAUUGCUGGCGCUUGAGUCUGUGGUGUCUGACCAGUUCCCCCAGUAGCUGCAUGAUGUCAGAACGGGCCAGAGAGAAAACUGACCCUGGGGGAGCCGCUCUAGCCAGGGGUCGGGGGCGGAGGAGCCGUUUCCGAUCGCUACUUGCUGGGCAUGUCCGUUGGGCAACGGUGCAAGUCGAAAUAAUUUCUUGCCGGUACGCUGCACUCGUGGGAGUGUCUCAAUGGGCCGGGGGCACGUGACCUCCGCACGUGACCCCCCCACGUGACUCCUCCCUGCCCCGCCCCCAGCCUGGGGCCCUGGCGCCCUCCCUGUCCCUUCCCGAGGAUCCACAUCCAUCCCAUGUUACCUGCGGGCAGAGGGGGCUCUCUUCUCCUCCCGCUGCACCAGAGACUUCUGCUGUCCAGACCCCAGGCCGGAGGACUCAGGAGACACAGCUGAGUGGAAGGGCUGGGGAUGGGCUCCUCCUAUGUCUUUGCAGCUAUAAAUAUCAUAGUGGCACAGCAGACCGGACCGGAGCACCCUACUUGCCCCGCUGCCGUUGAGGAAGGAAUCCAACCAUGGGCUCCUGGCACCUUUCUCAGCCGUGUCCCACACUCGACAGGGUCAAAUGCUGCAGAGAGUGCCAGGGGGUGGGGAUGGAUAUCUGCCCCCUCUCCUCACCAGGAGGGGGCCAUCCAUCGGUGCCAUGAAGCAAUUUCAGCUCCGUGUCCUGGCCUGAAUCCUGCUUGGGCCGAGUCCCGCACGUUGGCUUGAGUCAGAUGAGCCUGUGGGUGGCUUUGGAGCAAAGCUCAGGAGCGACGGGUCUGAGACGGGGCAACAGUUGGCUACAACCUAGGGCUGCAGGGCGGGUUUCUGUAGUGCUCUCCUGUGUGGGGAGGUGGAAGGGAUGGUCCAUUCUCUCUGUGGCUGUUUCAGCCAGGAGCGGCACCAGGGAUUCACGACUCUCUCACAAGCCAGGAAGAGCCUGGGCCGGGUUCCCAUGUCCUGGACCAGGACUGUUUUGGGGAGUCCUUCGUGUCUGGCCCAGUGACUGUCCCGAACGCUCAGCACUGUUGGCCUGUAGCCAGCUUUGGAAUCUGUUGGAGUGCGAGAGUCUCCGUGGUUGAAUCAGGCUCAUUGGUCUUUUUUGCUUCUGGGUGACCUGGAGCAAGUCAUCCCUGCCUGUGCCUCAGUUUCCCAUCUAUAAAAUGGAGAUAACACUACUGCUAUUCUUUAUAACAUGCCAUGAGAGCUGCUGCUGUUUCAAGUGAUUUGUUAUUUAUUUGUAUUGUUAAAGUGUUUGUUAUUUAUUAUUUGUAUUGUUAAAUCUGUCCAUCUUUGGCCUUAAAAUCCAUGUACAUGUGUCAUUCAGGAACUUAAGGAGAUUGAGCUAUUUAGCUCAGCGAAGAGGCGACUUGAUUCUGUUCUAUCAACAUGACCCUGGGAAGGAGAUUUCUGAGAGCGGAAACACGCUGGUCUGAUCUAGAGCAUGGUUGGGGCAGCUGUGCCAGGAUACCAGGCUGGCUGGGCCCAUGCGUCUGAUGCAGGGCGGCAGGGAGGGGUUUGGGGGGGUGGAAUAAAAUACCCCAGAAUUCCCCGUACUACAGAGGGGGCUCAGCUCCACAACCGCCUCCGCAGCUGAUGGGGGCGCAGAAGAGAGUAGGGCCGCAGUGGCUGCUGUGGUGCCCUGGAUCGGGCCGAGGUGCCGUUAAGCACCAGAGUGAUCAAGCGGGAAGAACUUUCCUGUCCCACCCCCUCUGCCUUGGACUCACCCCCAUCCCCCUGCUGCCCCUGACACCCCAACUUCCUCCGGCCUCUCCCCACUCCCCAUGGGAUGGACAGUGCGAUACAAUCUCAUGGCCCAUACAGGAAAAAACAACCACCCCCACAACACACAAACAGUAAAGUGAAACCCCCAGAAAAAAAACAAACAGUCGAAAUCCCACCUGAUUUCUCACCUUCUCUGGGGCUGUGAAAACCGCCCGGAGUUUAUGAGCAGCUUAUGGCCGGCUGUUCUCAUGAGCCCCAGUUGUCUCCAUUUCCUCCCACAAUAAAACAGCUCGUGCAGAAAUAUUUGACCCGCCAGACCACCAGUCUGCCCCAGCUGUACAAAAAGGGCCUGGGAGUGGGGUGGAUGCUGUAAUCCUGAGCACAGGUUAAGACAUUUGCCAGUGCCACAAUGGGCUACAGAACACAUACAUGAUGGGCCAGUGUCGAUGAAUGUAUAUUUAUAUGCUAGCCAGCCUGUAUCAUGUUAAUAGCGUGCCUUAGCUGCACCCUUUCUGUACAUUAGUAAACAUUAAGUACCACUAGCAUGAAGCCCAAAUACCGUAACCAUGCUGUAGGCUAAGCUGGCCUGGACCAGAACCCCCUGUUCCCUUAUGCCAACUACCCCGAACUCCUUGCGUUUACUGAAAUAGGGAUUUGGCAGAAGCCAAUAGGAAACGUGUCAAAAGCAAGAUACCGUUGUUCCACACCUUAGUACAGGCUGGGCAGAGUGUCACGGCGCAGGCCCUGGAAGGCUGGUGCCAACCCAGAGAUAAGGGAGGAACAGAACAGGUUAGAGAACUGGGACAAACCGAGGGGUUGGUUCCAGUGACGUGGGAAGAAAUUUACAACUUGUAAAAUCGUAUCACCGAGACCAGGGGAGCAAAUCUUCUGCAUCGGGCGACUGUAACGAGAUUGCACAGGACGGCUCUUCAGCGACUGGCAUCAUUUGGAACCUCUCCCCUGUAGCAUAUUAAUAAACCUGACUGACACUGGU
This is a messenger RNA of Chelonia mydas (Green sea turtle), 6143 nucleotides long. RefSeq names its product CD276 antigen. Bases 503 to 1591 code for a protein of 362 amino acids. The record is from RefSeq and is a predicted model, not a curated record. Lineage: Eukaryota; Metazoa; Chordata; Testudines; Cheloniidae. The transcript has 5 exons.